This is a messenger RNA of Lucilia sericata (common green bottle fly), 1692 nucleotides long. RefSeq lists its product as uncharacterized. NCBI's taxonomy places the organism in Eukaryota, Metazoa, Arthropoda, Insecta, Diptera, Calliphoridae. The record is from RefSeq and is a predicted model, not a curated record. The transcript is spliced from 6 exons. Bases 287 to 1159 code for a protein of 290 amino acids. Gene Ontology annotation, cellular component: membrane.
AAUCUUACCUGUUAGUUGUUAAACCAUCGUCUUAGAAGUAAAUACAAAAGUCCAGAGCGUUUGCGAUAAAUAAUUUUUGUAUAUUGUUAAAACGCAUAGAUACAAAAAAAGAAGAAAAAAAACAAAAAAACUGGUUUUGUUCGAAAAUAUUUAAGGUUUUUGUUGGAAUCUUUGUAUUUUUAAAAUGAGCAGUGAUUAAAUUAAAUUAGUGAAACUAAAAAUAUAAAAAAUAAAUAAAGUAUAAAAGAAAAAUUAACAAAAAGAAAGAAAAACAAAUAAAGUCAAAAUGCCCUGCUCUGCUGUAACGCUUUCUAUAGCCACUAUAUCCGCCAUUAUUGCAACUGCUUUAUUGGCAAUUGCAUUUUCCACAGAUAACUGGUUGCAUUAUGAAGUGAAAAGAAACAAUAUACAGACAUUUGCCGCCAAACACUCGGAUGCCGAAUCAUUAUUAAGUAACUUGAACAACAAAUACUACUAUUACACGAGAACAAGAGGUCUAUUUAGGAUAUGCUAUCCCAAAGAAAGACCACCCACAAGUGCAGUACCAACAUAUUUGUCGCCAAUUGAAACCCAUUGUUCAAAUAUUGAUUAUUUCCCUCAGAUGGAUGAGGAUAAAAGUUAUAGUGAAGAUUCAACUUCAAGAUUACAUUUAGCUCGUUCCUGUGUGGCAAUGUUCAUAUUAAGUUUUAUAACAACAUUUUGUGCUUUUUGGACCGGUCUUUCCGGAUGCUGGAAAAGAUCAUCUGGUGCUAUAACAGCAACAUCAAUACUGUUAUUAGCAACAUGUCUACUUGCGGCUGGUGCUAUGGGCCUUUGGCAUACCGUAGAAUUUUUUGAAAAGGAAAAAGUUGUUGGAGAAGAUUAUUACCAACAAUGGAACACUGUCUUAAAAGAUAACACAAAAAUUACUUAUGACUGGUCUUACAUUGUUGCAUGGGCUGGAGUUGGAUCCUGUCUACUAUCGGCUAUACUAUUAUCGGGUGCUGCAGUCUGCUUGAGAAGUGAGCGCGAAAAGGAAGAACAACUAAACUUACAAUACCUCAUGCCAGUCUAUUCUCAAAAACAACCACCUUACCCACCCUACGCCAAUUACCCUCAACCUCAAAUGUUUACCGGUCCAUAUUAUCAUGGGUCACAAUAUGGACCAUACAACUAUUAAGAAGAAAUGAUUAUUAUACACCAUCAAAAUCACAAAUUCACAUACAUAUGUACAAAAAUGUAUACAUACAGUACUGAGUGUGUUUAUUUUUUCUAAGCCAAUUUUUUGCAUCAUUCCAAAUAUGUAGCAACUAAUUAAAUAUAUUAAUGAUGGUGUAAAUUAUUUAAUACUGGAUGAACAAUAGAGGCCGGAAAGGAAACAUCUAAAUAAAAAUUCUAGUGAACAUCAAAAUUAUUUAUUAUAAUUAGCAUAUCGUACAUGCAUAUUUUUUAUUGUUUAUAUUUAAUUGUUUAAAAAGAAAAAAAUCAUAGAUAAAUCAGCAUUCAACAUGAAAUACAUAUUAAAUGUACGAACAAAAGACUUGAGUCAACGAUAUUUAAAUUUUUACAACGAACCUUAAGAAUAUAAGAAAUUAUUUUGUAAUUGUAUAUUAUACAUACAUACGUUACUAAGUCUACUCUAUAAGCUGCAAUUUUAAAUAUAUAUUAUAUUUGUCUUCCAAGAAUCAAUAAAGCUCACAACUUUUUAAUAAA